Pteronotus mesoamericanus is the source of this 1769-nucleotide messenger RNA. It is a transcript of the gene PPIH, whose product is annotated as peptidylprolyl isomerase H. Gene Ontology annotation, biological process: protein peptidyl-prolyl isomerization; protein folding. The record is from RefSeq and is a predicted model, not a curated record. Gene Ontology annotation, molecular function: peptidyl-prolyl cis-trans isomerase activity. Lineage: Eukaryota; Metazoa; Chordata; Mammalia; Chiroptera; Mormoopidae. Gene Ontology annotation, cellular component: intracellular membrane-bounded organelle. The transcript is spliced from 10 exons. Bases 24 to 557 code for a protein of 177 amino acids.
ACUUCUGCUUCCGGGUCGGAGCCAUGGCGGUGGCAAAUUCAAGCCCUGUCAACCCCGUGGUGUUCUUUGAUGUCAGCAUUGGCGGUCAGGAAGUUGGCCGUAUGAAGAUCGAGCUCUUUGCAGACGUUGUGCCUAAGACAGCCGAGAAUUUUAGGCAGUUCUGCACUGGAGAAUUCAGGAAAGAUGGGGUUCCUAUAGGAUACAAAGGAAGCACUUUCCACAGGGUCAUAAAGGAUUUCAUGAUUCAGGGUGGAGAUUUUGUUAAUGGAGAUGGUACUGGAGUUGCCAGUAUAUACCGGGGACCAUUUGCAGAUGAAAAUUUUAAACUUAGACACUCAGCCCCAGGCCUGCUCUCCAUGGCAAACAGUGGUCCCAGUACAAAUGGCUGCCAGUUCUUCAUCACCUGUUCUAAGUGUGAUUGGCUGGAUGGGAAGCAUGUAGUGUUUGGAAAAAUCAUUGACGGACUUCUGGUGAUGAGAAAGAUUGAGAAUGUCCCCACAGGCCCCAACAAUAAGCCCAAGCUGCCUGUGGUGAUCUCACAGUGCGGGGAGAUGUAGUCCAGAGCAAGACUGAAGCAGACCUCCACAUCUCUGCCAGUGUAGGCCUGCCCCUUCUCUGGGUGAUGCUCUUGAGUAAGAUAACCUGCAUUGGCCCCUGUGUUUGCUUCCUGGCCUGCUGUUGACCUGUUUGAUCAAGAGACUUUGGAAGUAUCACAGAUUCAGAAUCCAAGAUUUUCCAUGUUUUUCAACUGUAAAUAAAGGUGGUUUUUUUUUGUUUGUUUUUUUGGGGGGGUUUUGUUCUUGUAUGUGUGUUGUUACUAUAAUGAUAGCCUGUCUCCUCACACCUUAGCUUCAGCUAGGAGGACUGGCUCUCCCAAUGCAAGGCCAGUGUGGACCAGAGCCAAAGCCUGGCUGUAUAUAGUUGAUGCCUCAAAUUUACAAGUAGUUGUAGCAGUCGCCUCUUAGGUUCAAGCUGAUUGAGCAGAGAAGGCAAAGCCCAGGGCCGAUCUAUUCUGAGGAUGUUCCUAGUAGGUUCAGUUUGGUUAGUUCUGAAACCUGUGGGAAGAGGGUCACAAACUUGGGAUAUUUUUGGAUGGGAGACCAUUAGGUAGAAUGUAUCUUGAUCAUGACAGAAUGGGAAUAAUUUAGUUAAAAACCUUGGCUUGAACCUUGGGUCAUUCUUUUUUUUUAAACAGUUGAGGUCCUGAGGAGUUCACUGCCCCUUUCAAAUCCCCCGUUCCCUCAUCUAUAAAAUGGGGAUAAUAAUACCUAUCUACUUCAUAGCAUUGUUGAAAGGGUCAAAGAGAAUGGAUGUGAACUUGUAAAUAGUAACAUACCUUGCAAAUGUUAGUUUUGAAAGGGAAUAACCCAAUAUAAAAAGUUCCCACAGAGUACAGUGUUCAAGAGGUGAAGAGCUCCCUGGUGUUUCUUUCAUGAGGCAGUGUCUAAGUUCUCCCAUUCCUCUUUUCUCCUGCCUCAGGGAUAGGACGACUCAUAACUACUGGCAGCAGACUGCUGCUGCAGAGAUAACAGAGAACUGAACUCUGGCAGAAUAGAACCUGGUUAGAAGUGCCAUUUCAGUGUACUGGCAGGACAAGGGAGAUGGUGAAAUAUACAAGGCACUUACAGAUAUUCGCAACUCUAUAGCUGAGUAAACAUUCAGGGAACACAAUGGAAAAAGAACUGUGAUCAAGUAACUAUACGGGGUGGAAUUAUAAAGAGACAGAAAGAAUGAUGAUUGGCUGGGAUCCUGAGCUGCUAUUCUUGUGA